This is a messenger RNA of Agrilus planipennis (emerald ash borer), 485 nucleotides long. It is a transcript of the gene RpL37a, whose product is annotated as 60S ribosomal protein L37. The record is from RefSeq and is a predicted model, not a curated record. Gene Ontology annotation, molecular function: structural constituent of ribosome; RNA binding. NCBI's taxonomy places the organism in Eukaryota, Metazoa, Arthropoda, Insecta, Coleoptera, Buprestidae. The coding region runs from base 108 to 380 and encodes 90 amino acids. Gene Ontology annotation, biological process: translation. The transcript has 3 exons. Gene Ontology annotation, cellular component: cytosolic large ribosomal subunit; ribosome.
AUAGUUUGUAUCAACGGUAUCAACCCAACCCACUAUACAUCUCUUAUCUAUGGUUUGUAUUCUAUGUUUAUCUAUAACUCUAUAGUUCUUGUUGUUUUGACGGAAAGAUGACGAAGGGUACAUCAAGUUUUGGUAAACGUCGCAAUAAGACACAUACCUUGUGUCGUAGAUGUGGUCGGUCUUCAUAUCACAUUCAAAAAUCUAAAUGUGCACAGUGUGGAUACCCUUCUGCCAAACUGCGAUCAUACAAUUGGUCUGUUAAGGCCAAAAGGAGGAAGACCACCGGAACUGGACGAUGCCGACACUUAAAAGUAGUUCGACGACGUUUCCGAAACGGAUUUAGGGAAGGUAGCAAACCUGCCCCUAGAAAGACAGUUUAAUUAUACGUGUAGUUUUGUUAUUACAUUCAAUAAACUAUAAGACAAAGAUAAAACUGAAUUUGUAAUGUUUAUGGCUGGAACAAUACAAUUAAAGAUGGAAAGAAA